Messenger RNA from Rhagoletis zephyria (snowberry fruit fly), 542 nucleotides. RefSeq lists its product as uncharacterized. The record is from RefSeq and is a predicted model, not a curated record. Lineage: Eukaryota; Metazoa; Arthropoda; Insecta; Diptera; Tephritidae.
AUGACCGUUACAUCACCACCACUGCUGANCUGUAUGAGCUCUGAAAUUUUUCCGAACAUGUGUGAAGCUGUGCUAGAAAGGGCUCGCCUACAAAAGGAAAGCUCUAAGCGGAAAUAUCAAUUAUUUAAAAUUGAGAAUAUGACCGUUACAUCACCACCACUGCUGAAAGUCUAUUAUUGGGAAUAUUUCGACAUAGAUAAACUCAACAUGGAAAUUCAUAAUGAUGGCAGUAAUUUCCAUCAUGACAUUGUAAUGCCAAUGCGCCAAAUCAAUAGUCGCCCGUUGAAAAUUAUACUCUGGAUACGAAAUUUAUCCGACAAAAAUAUCGAUAUCCGUUUAAAACGCAUUCAACAAUGCGAAUGUGUUCCUCUGGAAACGCGCGUGGGUUUCAAUCAAUUCCGGCAGUUAUUUCACUGCCCACACAGGCGUCUUAUACACAUUCUACAGGAGGCCAUACACAUGAAGCCAGACGAUUCGGUAGCGAUGAGGGUCGUUUUUUAUUAUUUUCUGUUGGGCGAGCAUACGCUCACGUAUGUAUUCAC